Hippoglossus stenolepis (Pacific halibut) is the source of this 2490-nucleotide messenger RNA. RefSeq names its product lysosomal thioesterase PPT2-A. NCBI's taxonomy places the organism in Eukaryota, Metazoa, Chordata, Actinopteri, Pleuronectiformes, Pleuronectidae. Gene Ontology annotation, cellular component: lysosome. The coding region runs from base 160 to 1026 and encodes 288 amino acids. Gene Ontology annotation, molecular function: thiolester hydrolase activity. The transcript is spliced from 8 exons. The record is from RefSeq and is a predicted model, not a curated record.
CAAGGAAGCGGUGACGAGGAAGGGAGCGUGCACGAGCUUCUCCAACUCAAGAGGAGUGGAAACGGAUCGAUAAUCAGAUCGAUCACCAUUCAAGUCUCUGAGCUCGACCCUGCAGCGAGCAGCUCAGCGGGAGGUGUCGGUGCCUGAGACCGGCUGGAGAUGAAGACAUCGCGGCUGCUGCUGCUGCUGCUGCUGCUCCUGGCAGGAGUUUGCAUCUACGGAUACAAGCCUGUUGUCAUCGUGCACGGGAUCUUUGAUGGACCGAAGCAGUUCAAAACUCUGUCUCUGUUCAUAUCCAAGGUGCAUCCAGGUACCGAGGUGUCAGUGAUCGACUUGUACAACAACGUGGCCAGUCUGAAGCCCAUGUGGAGGCAGGUCCAAGACUUCAGGAAAGCCAUCGAGUCCAUCGUGAGCAGGGCUCCCGAUGGCAUCCAUCUUCUGUGCUUCUCACAAGGUGGAUUGAUUUGUCGAGCUGUUCUCUCCACGACUCCAGACCACAACGUGCACACCUUCAUCUCACUGUCGUCGCCUCAGGCCGGGCAAUAUGGAGACACUAGUUACCUGCGGUGGCUGUUUCCUGAGUACAUAAAGAAGACUGUGUUUAGAAUCUGCUACAGGAGACUGGGACAGAAAGUUUCCUUCUGCGAAUACUGGAACGACCCUCACCACAGGCCCCAGUACCUGCAGAGCAACAACUUCCUGCCGAUGCUAAACGGUGACAGACCUCACAGCAACCUGAAAGCAUGGAGGGAAAACUUUCUACGCAUCAAGAAGCUUGUGCUGAUUGGAGGACCGGACGAUGGCGUCAUCACACCGUGGGAGUCCAGCCAGUUUGGAUUCUAUGACAGCGACGAGCAUGUUGUGGAAAUGAGGAAGCAGGAGUUUUACAGGAAUGACACGUUUGGCCUGAAGACGCUGGACGCUCGCGGCGGCGUGUCGACGUGUGUUCAGUCCGGAGUGAAGCACGUCCACUGGCACAACAACUACACAGUGUUCAGCAACUGCAUCGAGAAGUGGCUCACGUGAGGAGACGUGGUCUGCAGCGUGUGAGAGAUGUUAACGCAACAUAUCAUUGACCUGAAAUAGACAAUUUGAUCAACACUGGUUACACAUGAAGACACUGUGAUGUCUGUGGUGUGCAGAAAACUGGUGAUGCUAAGAACAAGUGUCUAUAGAACAACAGAGCUGAUGGUAUGACUGUAAACUAACCACAUAGACAUAAAGUAACUAAGACUAACUUCAGUGUGAUUUUGCAUGUACAGCAAUACGAUAGCAUCAUGAAUAGUUUUUUUUUUGCCCCUUAUGAAAAUGGGGACAGAUAUACGAGACAACAUUUCUAUAACUAUUAUGUUUGCUUUAUAGAUUAUAAGGGAUCCUUUAUCUAUGAAGCAUUCAAAAAGUCCAAUUAAGCAUUUUUUUAAAUACUGAGAGUAUAUGUGCAGUUGUUAUGUUGUAAAUAUAUAAUUUAUCACGUUUUCAGACGAAACUAAGACGAAUUAGCUCAGGUUUGUGUUCAGACUCUAUUUGAAUCUUAUAUUAAAUUAAACUUAUAAAAACUAAUUUAAAUUUAGCAAAUACCUGCUGAGUUUUUUGCCUUCCUCUGAGAGAAGAAAACCAAAACUCUCAUCAUAGAGAUGCCCUCAAAUCUUCUUUUACAUUUCUGUUAUAUAAGUAUAUACCAUUACAAUACUCUGAGGAGUUCACACUGUAAAUCAUGCACUGUGGCACAACCGGAGCAAUACAAAUCCAAUCACUGCCCACUAGUGGAAGUCUGUGGUACACUAGUGUAAUUAAAUUCAAGCUCUGUCACACAAAAGAAGAAAAGAAAGGAAGAUUUUAAAGUCUGUUACUCUUCUGCCCCAGAUAUGAAAUGAUUGAGAGUCUGAACCUACGCUGAGCAGACGAGUCAUGUGUUUUAAUAGAAGACCGAAAAUGUUGUUUCUAAAAGGGACAUUGUGAGAAAUAAGGAGGUUUUGUUUGUGCCCCUGUUUGUGAGCAAGAUUGUGAGAAGGGCAAAGAAAAAAACAUUUCAUUUUAGAUACAGAGAGAAACAUUAACAAUUUCCCAGGGAGUGACUCAUGGAUCGAGAUGAAAGACAUGAGGCAUAUUUAGGGAACUGAUAUCUAUGAGUGUGUGAGAUUUGGCGCAGCUUGGUUGAAUUUACGUGGACUGUUGGGCUCUACUGUCAUUUCUGUUGUUCCCACCUGUGAAACAAGAUGUUUACCACAGCACAUGUGGUGUUGGAGUGUCACCAUCACCCUGUCUGACUGUCCCUCUGCAGCUUGGUGUGAAACAGUGGAUCAUUGUCUGAUCAAAGUACUUUGUGUUGCAUUACGUGAUCCACUGUGAGGUGUGUUAGUGCAAUAACGCAAAACUACAAGCACCAUUAAAGUUUUUAUACGAUCCAACAGGCCCACCAAGUUGCAGCCUGAAAACUGCGGCUGCACAAAAUAAGUAACUGAACAUUUUGAUAAUAAAAGGUAUUUGUGA